AUGUCGUCUCCAACCAAAGAUGGCCCGGAAACCGCACCAAUCCGCUCCAUGCUCGACACGGACCUCUACAAGCUCACUAUGCAACAAGCCGUUCUCCAACACUACCCCUCCACCCGUGUAGCAUACAAAUUCACCAAUCGAUCCGCCUCCACGAUGAAGUUCACCCGCGCUUCCAUCCAACUUGUCCGUACCCAUAUCUCCAACCUUUCCUCGCUUGCACUCACCCCUGCCGAGCGGAAAUGGCUCGAAGAAACCUGCCCAUAUCUUCGUCCCGAGUAUUUGGACUACCUUGAAAAGUAUCGUUUUCAACCCGAAACUCAGGUCAAGCUUGAUUUUAUCCCGAGUACUACCGAUGCUGAGGGGACAGAGUGGGGAGACUUGGCCAUUAGAGUGCAAGGGAAUUGGGCACAAGUUAUUUUCUACGAAGUUCCACUCAUGGCCAUUGUUUCUCAAGUGUAUUUCUCCACUGUGGACACCUGGUGGACGCUAGAAGGGCAGUAUGAGAAGGCGAGGCGCAAAGCGCAGAGGCUCAAGGCGAAUGGGAUCAGGUAUUCAGAGUUUGGCACUAGGAGGAGAAGAUCCUACCAGACGCACAAAAGCGUGCUUGAGGCACUUAUCGCUGGAGACGCCUCCUCUUCCGCCACCCCCAACCCCAACGAUGGAAAGCUACUCGGCACCAGUAAUGUCCAUUUCGCACACCUCUUCUCCCUAGUGCCCAUCGGAACGGUCGCUCAUGAAUGGACAAUGGCAAUCGCCGCCCUCACUGGUUAUAGCCAGGUAAACCUCCACGCUCUUCAACUCUGGGACGCUGUCUACUCUCCUCCCGAUUUCAUCCCCAACAGCCCCAGCCACGACCUAACGAUCGCCCUAACGGACACCUUCAGCACCGCCGUAUUCUGGUCUGACCUCCUCACCCAUCCUGCCGGGAUCGAAAUUGCGAAACGUUGGCGCGGACUCCGACAAGAUUCGGGAGAUAGCAAAGCUUUCGCUCAAAAAGCCCUCACCGCGUAUAAAUCGAUCGGCGUGGAUCCCAAGACAAAGGUGGUAAUCUACAGUGAUGGGCUAGACGUGGAUAGAUGUAUAGAAUUGGCCGAGUAUAGUAAAGAGAUUGGAAUCGGGGCUGGCUUUGGUGUCGGUACGAGCUUCACAAAUGAUUUUGAAACCGAGGCCGGAAAUGGCGAGAAGAGUAAACCACUGAAUAUAGUUAUCAAGCUGGAUUCAGUCGAGGAUAGAGCAGUGGUGAAGAUCAGCGAUGAUUUGACAAAGAAUACCGGUGAUCCGACUGAAGUUGCUGCUGUGAAAAGGAGGUUCGGUAUUCCAACGGGCAAGAAUGUUGCGAGUGGGGAGGUGAUUAAAAAUAUCGCCCUUGCAGAAGCGAGUGAGAUAGAGGUCGAGGAUGCCUAA
This is a messenger RNA of Ustilago hordei, 1404 nucleotides long. Its product is annotated as related to polyketide synthase required for biosynthesis of fumonisin mycotoxins. The record is from RefSeq and is a predicted model, not a curated record. Gene Ontology annotation, biological process: NAD+ biosynthetic process. The coding region runs from base 1 to 1404 and encodes 467 amino acids. The transcript has a single exon. Gene Ontology annotation, molecular function: nicotinate phosphoribosyltransferase activity. Lineage: Eukaryota; Fungi; Basidiomycota; Ustilaginomycetes; Ustilaginales; Ustilaginaceae.